Messenger RNA from Magnolia sinica, 471 nucleotides. Its product is annotated as sugar transporter ERD6-like 16. Gene Ontology annotation, biological process: transmembrane transport. The record is from RefSeq and is a predicted model, not a curated record. NCBI's taxonomy places the organism in Eukaryota, Viridiplantae, Streptophyta, Magnoliopsida, Magnoliales, Magnoliaceae. The coding region runs from base 139 to 471 and encodes 110 amino acids. The transcript is spliced from 6 exons. Gene Ontology annotation, molecular function: transmembrane transporter activity. Gene Ontology annotation, cellular component: membrane.
AAACAGGCUAUGAGGAUUUCAGCUGUUGUCUGCAUACUUGCAUGGUUUGCUAUUUACUUCUCUCAGGCUGCUUGAUCACUUGAUCUUGGAAGAUUUCCCUUGGGGUAUGGAAUCGGCAUUAUUUCCUACGUGGUACCCAUGUUCAUAGCUGAAAUAACACCCAAGAAUCUCCGCGGAGGGCUAACGACAGUUCAUGAGCUCAUGAUCUGUUCUGGGGCAUCUUUUGCAUUUGUGGUAGGGACGGUCGUAACAUGGCGCACAUUGGCACUAACUGGAGUUGUUCCAUGCUUUAUUCUACUCUUGGGUCUGUUAUGCAUUCCAGAGUCUCCUAGAUGGCUGGCAAAGAUGGGCCAUGAGAAAGAGUUUGAAGCUGCGUUACAAAGGCUGUGUGGAAAGGAUGCUAAUAUUUCCGAGGAAGCAGCUGAAAUUCAAGUUCUUAUUCCAACUCUAACAAUCCAUGAAUAUACUUGA